AUCAAAUCACACAGUCUACACCACUCUUCCUUUGCAAGCACCCUUUCUCUUCCAAUUCGUUGCUUCUGACGAACAAAUGCUCUCGUGCACAAGUAUUUCCACAAACCUUUCUCUCUCCAUCAAAAAUGGAUUUUGGGGUGAUUACACUCCAAGAGCCCUCUCCCAAUCCAGAUUCAUCUGAGCCCGACAAUAGCAAUAGCCAUGGAUCUGUGAAUCUGAAGCAGGAAAGAUCAGAAAUUGCUGAGGACACCGGCAAGGAAUCAAAAAUAGCAAGAAAUGGAAGUUUCACUGCUUUUGGAAGAUUCGGUCUAUGGCCAUCAGGAAGCGAUGAUGGCCAGAAAAUGCUUUCAUUUUCUUCUGCUGAUCUACAUCCUAACGAAGGAAAUAUCACAAAAUAUUACAGCAGAACAGGAGGUCAGUUGAAUGAAGGUAUGCACGGUUCUUUGGCUAGAUUCCAGGGACCAUUUACUCCCUCUCAAUGGAUGGAGCUGGAACAACAGUUGUUGAUUUAUACACACAUUUUGGCCCACGUCCCAAUUCCUUCCAACUUAAUUAUGCCUCUCCUAAGAUCCCUCUACCCAUAUGCUACUUCUGGAUCUUAUGCCUCCAAUGUUUUGGGAUGGGGUCCUCUCCAUUUAGGUUUAUCAAGCAGCAAGGAUCCUGAGCCUUGGAGGUGUCGGAGGACAGAUGGAAAGAAAUGGCGGUGCUCGAAAGAUGCUGUUCCUGAUCAGAAGUAUUGUGAAAGGCACAUUAAUAGAUGCCGCAACCGUUCAAGAAAGCCUGUGGAAGGCCUGAAAGGCCAUGCUGUCUCUGGAUCCACUACUUCAAAUGUGGCACCAAUUGCUUCCUCCUCAUCAGCAUCAGUGAUAUCCAGAAGCAGCUUGUCUAACAAUCUUGGAUCCAUGCUGAACCAGCUCAAUCCCUGUGAGACCCACACUGCCCAGGCUUCAAUCAUUUAUCCCGCUAGCAGUGACAAAAAUGUAUACGGCAGAACUCAAGAAUACCAAAGCCUCACAUCGACACCCACCACCAUCAAUCUGAAGCCUAAAGACACGUCACUUUCCUUCCAAAACCAGCAUGCCCCAUUUGAAGAAUUUGCUCACUUGGAGUUUGGAACUAACUCAGAUUCCCGAGUCAAUCCUUCAACAAAAUUUUCGUACUUGAAUGCUAGAAAUCCCAAUUCUUUCCUGGAUCUAGAAUCAAAUGACCAUCAUCUGGUAAGCCACUUCAAUGAUUUAACUGACCAAUCUGAUCACACCUCUGUCUCAUGGGCUAAAAAACAGAAAUCUGAUUGGACUCAGCUUUCAAUGUCGAUCCCAGUGGCUCCCUCAGAUUUUUCACCAUCCACAGAUUUUUCUCCACAAACAAAGCCUACCUUUUUACCUUUAAGACUAUCUCCUGAGCCCGACCCAGUUCAGAUGAGCUUGGGCAUUAAUAGUAAUAUUGGUGAAUCAAAUCAAAAGCAAUCGACUUGGUUACCAGUUUCUUGGGGAAUCUCAAUGGGCGGUCCAUUAGGGGAGGUCUUGACCAGCACAUCCACUAAUGCAGGAGUAGGCAGUAGUUCGACUGUUCUGAACCUGAUGACUGAAGCUGGGUAAAGUAGCCCUCAGGUGAGAUCUUCUCUGACAAGUCGCCUUUGGUCACGUUUUAAUAAGCUAGUUGAAGGUACUGAACGAAGAUGUUUCCAUUACUUUCAUUUUUGUAUUUUUCCUUUUUCUUUCAUCUGUCUAUGCAAGUGUUCUUAAUGCAUAAACCUACUCAAACUUGAGCACUGAACUCGAUUCGGUCAUGGUUCAGUCAUCUGUAUUCUAUAAUUCACAGUAGCAACAUUUUAUGUCAUCUUAA
Olea europaea var. sylvestris is the source of this 1845-nucleotide messenger RNA. RefSeq names its product growth-regulating factor 1-like. Gene Ontology annotation, molecular function: ATP binding. The record is from RefSeq and is a predicted model, not a curated record. Gene Ontology annotation, biological process: regulation of DNA-templated transcription; developmental process; DNA-templated transcription. Gene Ontology annotation, cellular component: nucleus. Lineage: Eukaryota; Viridiplantae; Streptophyta; Magnoliopsida; Lamiales; Oleaceae. The transcript is spliced from 4 exons. Bases 126 to 1598 code for a protein of 490 amino acids.